Oncorhynchus keta (chum salmon) is the source of this 5024-nucleotide messenger RNA. RefSeq names its product NADPH oxidase, EF-hand calcium binding domain 5 (gene nox5). The coding region runs from base 159 to 2843 and encodes 894 amino acids. The record is from RefSeq and is a predicted model, not a curated record. Gene Ontology annotation, biological process: defense response; superoxide anion generation. Gene Ontology annotation, molecular function: calcium ion binding; superoxide-generating NAD(P)H oxidase activity. The transcript is spliced from 17 exons. Gene Ontology annotation, cellular component: plasma membrane; NADPH oxidase complex. Lineage: Eukaryota; Metazoa; Chordata; Actinopteri; Salmoniformes; Salmonidae.
CCAAGUCAGAAAUCAUUCCUACAAUAUCUAAAGUGUGGCUAGUAAUAAAACCACGUGAGUAAUAAGUAAUUGAAGUAUGACCAAUAACGGUAGAAUGUUGCUUCACAAUCACACUAGGCACAGUAUGUAAAAACCCGCAUGCAUGUUGAUACCGAGAUAUGAGGGCAACACACUGCUAUUACACAACGUUAUAUCUAAGCGUUGAUGCCUGUACUGAAAGCUGCUCAGCGGGGAGUGGGCUGUCAGACACAGCUGCUGGGUAUCAGGGCUCACUGCUGCCUGUCUCUGUCCCCUCCACCAUCACUACAAUAAGCCAGGCUGCCAACCAGGGAGUUUGGGUUUGGACGAGUGAAGAAAAAUAUCAAUGCUUGAGAAAGGUGCAUCUUGAAAGCAUUGACCAGCUCAGAAAAUUGGACAUAGGCUUCUGCGUCAAUACUAUCUGUUUUGUAGCAGGUGUGGUGGUGAGUGUAGAAGGCUACCAUCCCAGCAGCACCAUGAGUCUGGAUGAGGAUGCACGCUGGCUGGAGUGGGUCACCAAGCAGUUUGAGAGCAUCGCGGGAGAAGACAAAGAAAUUGACCUGGAGGAGUUCAAAACGGCCCUCAAGGUCAAGGAGUCUUUCUUUGCGGAGCGGUUCUUUGCGCUAUUUGAUUCUGACGGUAGCAAAACCAUCAGUCUGGAUGAGCUGCUGGAGGCUCUGGACCUGCUGAUCCAUGGCAGCGAGACGGACAAGCUCCGCUUCCUCUUCCAGGUCUAUGACGUCGAUGGCAGUGGCUCGAUUGACCCAGACGAGCUGCGCACAGUGCUCAAGUCGUGCCUGCGCGAGAGCGCCAUCUCCCUGCCAGAGGAGAAGCUGGACGACCUGACCCUGGCUCUGUUCGAGUCGGCUGACAAGGACAACAGCGGCUCCAUCACCUUCGAGGAGCUCAAGGCCGAGCUGGAGAACUUCCCCGAGGUUAUGGAGAACCUCACCAUCAGCGCUGCCAACUGGCUGAAGCCUCCCGGCCUGGAGCAGAAGAAGGGGCGGCAUACCCCUCGCUACCUGACGCCGGCGUACUGGCACAACAACAGCCGGAAGCUCCUCUUUCUGUGCGCCUACACUUGCCUCAACCUGCUGCUGUUCAUCACCGCCAUGCUGAAGAACGUAGAGGGGGGAUUCUGGUACAUGGUGGCCAAGGGCUGCGGCCAGUGCCUCAACUUUAACUGUACCUUUGUCAUGGUGCUAAUGCUGCGCCGCUGUUUGACCUGGCUGCGGGCCACUUGGGUGGUGAGGGUGCUGCCUCUGGACCAGAACAUCCUGCUGCAUCAGAUGGUGGGCUACGCCAUUGUCACCUUCUCCACCGUGCACACCACUGCCCACUUCAUGAACUUUGUACACCUAUCUCAGAACAGCAGCUACAGCCUGUGGGAGCACCUUUUCACGACUCGGCCAGGGAUUGGCUGGGUGCAGGGCUCUGCAUCCCUUACCGGCAUGGUGCUACAGAUCAUGAUCUGUCUAAUGGUGGUCUGUUCCAGCACCUUUGUCCGCCGCAGCGGACAUUUUGAGGUGUUCUACUGGUCCCACCUGUCCUAUGUGUGGGUGUGGGCUUUGCUGGUGGUGCACUGUGCCAACUUCUGGAAGUGGUUUGUGGUGCCUGGUGUGAUCUUCCUGCUGGAGAAACUGGUGGGCGUUGCUGUUUCUCACAUGGGAAGCCUCUACAUCGUGGAGGUCAACCUGUUGCCAUCUAAGGUGACCCAUCUGGUAAUCAAGCGGCCCCAGUUUUUCCACUUCAAACCAGGGGACUAUGUUUACAUCAACAUUCCAGACAUCGCAAAGUAUGAGUGGCAUCCUUUCACCAUCAGCAGUGCCCCAGAGCAGCCAGAUACUCUGUGGUUGCAUAUCCGCUCCAUGGGCCAGUGGACCAAUCGUCUGUAUGAGUACUUCAGGCAGCCAGACAGCCAGGUGGUCAGCACCAAGAGACUGAGCGCCAGCCUGAAGGACAGACGGCACCAGACGAGGGCCCAGGAGGAGCUGUUUAAAUGUGCGAACUGCAACGGGACGGUGGCCUCCAACGAGGACGAUGCCAUCGAGCUAACCCUGUAUCGACAAAACGGGUGUAGAUCAGGACCAUGCCCAGGACCAGGGCCACAGGGGCCCAAACCAGACCAGCAGAACCAAGCAGAGAGAGGAGAAGGCCCCCCGCUCAGAGAGACCACAGCCAAGCUUAGUGAAAACCACAGGUUCUGCAACGUCAAAUGCUUCGUGGAUGGGCCCUAUGGGACUCCGACGAGACAGAUCUUUGCCUCUGAACACGCGGUGUUAAUCGGUGCCGGUAUCGGGAUCACACCUUUCGCCUCCAUCUUACAGAGCAUCAUGUACCACUAUCGCAUGAGGAAACAGAACUGUCCCAACUGCAGCUACUCGUGGUGUGAGAACAUCAAGGACAGUGAGAUGAAACUGAGGAAGGUUGACUUUAUCUGGAUCAACAGAGACCAGAAAUCAUUUGAGUGGUUUGUGAGCCUCCUGACCAAACUGGAGAUGGAUCAGGCUGACGAAGAGCCAGAGGGCCGCUUCUUGGAGAUGCACAUGUACAUGACCUCUGCCCUCAGCAAGAAUGACAUGAAGGCCAUCGGCCUGCAGAUGGCACUAGACCUCCUGGCCAAGAAGGAAAAGAGGGAUUCCAUCACUGGCCUUCGCACCCGCACACAGCCAGGGAGGCCAGAGUGGGGGAAGGUGUUCCAGAAAGUGGCAGAGGAGAAGAAAGGGAAGGUUCAUGUGUUCUACUGUGGAGCCCCUGCACUGGCUAAACUCAUCAAGGCCCAGUGUGAGCACUUUGGAUUCAACUUCUACAAGGAGAACUUUUGAGGACUGGCCAACAUUUUUCCUGACUGACAUCAGCACCCUCAACUAAAUCCACACACCUAUGUGCUGAUCUAUGUCAACAGUUUCUGUACCAUACAGGCUGGUUGUCCACAAGCACUAUCUCGUGCUAAAUCCGCACUAUGCCGUUACCAACCCAAGUAUGUGAAACCGACAAUCAAUAUGCUGCUAACGUCUUUGCUUCUUCCACUGUCCCUGUCCCCUUACUGGGCUCGAACCAGUGGUCCUCUGAAUUCAAACACACCGCCCUCCUUGAAAACAUACCAACUAGUUGUGCUAUAAAAAAGGAUCCGAUAGGACCAUUGGCGUGCCUGCCCUUAAUGCUUGCCUUGGUCAAGAAGUAUAAAGUGGGCCUUUAUACUGUAUAUUCUAUCACAUUUAGCAUUCAAAUGGAUCUACCAAAACAUAUUCCGAAGCACAAAUACUAAAUGGCAGACAUUGUGACAGAGAAUGAAGUUAUGUUCACACCGUACACUUACAUAGUUAAUAGUUUUAUGUACCUUUUAACUAUGUGUUGUUGCCAAUGGAUCUGAUGUCUUUUUUUUUAACUAGACAAGUCAGUUAAGAACAAAUUCUUAUUUACAAUGACAGCCUACCCCAAACAACACUGGGCCAAUUGCGCGCCGCCCAAACCAUGGCCAGUUGUGAUACAGCCUGGGAUUGAACCAGGGUCUGUAGUGAGUUCUCUAGCACUGAGAUGCAGUGCCUUAGACCACUACGCCACUUGGGAGCAGUGCUUGUAUUGGAUGUAUUAUAGUAGAUAUAUUUGAAGUUUCUGCUUAAAUCUUCAUGGAAGGUUGUUAAAGAUACAAAAUACAGCAUAAUAUGCACCUUGGUGGAAGGGUUAAAUGGGUAAGCCUAAGUAAUGUAGUGAUUGUUCUGCAUCCUGGGUAAGACCAGAAGAUGUCCAUUAUUAUAGGAAAUUUAGAACAUAUCAAAACUAACAUUACAAUUUUAUAAAACGUAUAGCUAUUCUAAGUUAUGUAACUAAAGUGCCUUCAGAAAGUAUUCACACCCCUUGACCUUUUCCACGUUUUCUUUUAUUACAGCCUGAAUUUAAAAUAGAUACAAUUUAGAUUUUGUUUUUGUCACUGCCCUACACAAAUGUAUUAAAAAUGAAAAGCUGAAAUAUCUUCAACCCCUUUGUCACGGCAAACCUAAAUACAUUCAGGAGUAAAAAUGUGCUUAACAAGUCACAUAAUAAGUUGCAUGGACUCUCUGUGUGCAAUAAUAGUGUUUCACAUGAUUUUUGAAUGACUCAUCUCUGUACCCCACAAAUACAAUUAUCUGUAAGGUCCCUCAGUCGAGCAGUGAAUUUCAAACAUAGAUUCAACCACAAAGACAAGGGAGGUUUUCCAAUGCCUCGCAAAGAAGGGCACCUAUUGGUAGAUGGGUAAAAAUAUAAAAAGCAGACAUUGAGUAUGCCUUUGAGCAUGGUGAAGUUAUUAAUUACACUUUGGAUGGUGUAUCAAUACACCCAGUCACUACAAAGAUACAAGUGUCCCUCCUAACUCAGGGACUUCACCAUGAGGCUAAUGUUGACUUUAAAACAGUUAGAGUUUAAUGGCUGUGAUAGAACAAAACUGAAGAGGAUGGAUCAACAACAUUGUAGUUACUCCACAAUACUAACCUAAUUGACAGAGUAAAAAGAAGGAAGCAUGUAAAACAAGGCACUAAAGUAAUACUGUAAACAAUGUGGAAAACUAAUUAACUUUUUAUCCUGAAGGUCUUAUGUUUAGGGCAAAUCCAAUACAACAGAUUACUGUGUAUCACUCUCCAUAUUUUCAAGCAUAGUGGUGGCUGCAUCAUGUUAUGGGUAUGCUUGCAAUCGUUAAGGCCUGGGGACUUUUUCAGGAUAAAGAAAUAGAGGAAAGCCUGGUUCAUUCUGCUUUCUAAAAGAUACUGGGAGACAAAUUCACCUUUCAGCAGGACAAUAACUUAAAACACAAGGUUAAAUAUACACUGGAGUUGCUUACCAUGACAACAUUGAAUGUUCCUUGAUUGGCCUAGUUACGGUGCAACCAACUUGACAGAGCUUGAAUAAUUUCUAAAAGAAUAUUGUGCAAAUAUUGUACAAUCCAGGUGUGCAAUGCUCUUGGAGGCUUACCCAUAAAAACUCACUGCUGUAAUCUCUCCUAAAGGUGAUUCUAACAUCAGGGUCAGCGU